Molecule: messenger RNA, 1322 nt
Organism: Salpingoeca rosetta
Lineage: Eukaryota; Choanoflagellata; Craspedida; Salpingoecidae
Product: lactoylglutathione lyase
Exons: 12
Coding region: 64-1050 (328 amino acids)
Molecular function (GO): lactoylglutathione lyase activity; metal ion binding
Source: RefSeq, a predicted model, not a curated record
GCAGCAAGAAGCAAGCAGCAUCAGUGCUCUCUGUCACCAUCCACCACCACCCAAAGUCAGACGAUGGCUGCUCGCUCCCUGAUUGCUGGUGCUCGCCCCUUUGGGGCCAGCUGGCAGCAGACCAUGCUGCGCAUCCGUGACCCGGCCGCCUCCCUUCGCUUCUACACCGAGCUCCUUGGCUUCAGCCUCAUUCACAAGUACGACUUUCCCGAGAACAAGUUCAGCCUGUACUUUCUCGCCACGCUCCCCAAGGACGUGAAGGCGCCCAAGCCCGGAACCAAGGAGUCGGAGCAGUUUCUGUGGACAAUGCCUUACACCUGCCUUGAGCUCACCCACAACCACGGCACUGAGACAGACCCCAACUUCCACUACGACUCUGGCAACAACGAACCAAAGCGUGGGUUUGGACACAUCUGCGUCUUUGCCGACGACGUCUACGCCGCCUGUGACUACCUGGAGAAGCAUGACGUGUCCUUCAAGAAGAAGCCGGACGAGGGCCGCAUGAAGGGCCUCGCAUUCGCUUACGACCCCGAUGGCUACUGGGUGGAGAUUGUGAAGCGUGCUGAAUCGCACAAGCAGGAACGGUUCACCUUUGCCCAAACCAUGCUGCGCAUCAAGGAUCCCGAGAAGUCCCUCGCAUUCUACAAGGACAAGUUUGGCAUGUCGCUCGUGCGUGUGAAGCAUUUCAGUGACUUCUCACUCUACUUCCUUGCCCAUCUUCCCGUCGACACCAAGUACCCCGACCCAGAGUCAGACGAGGCCAACGAGUUCAUCAAGACGUUUGACUUCCCCGUGCUCGAGCUGACGCACAACCACGGCACGGAGUCCGACCCCAACUUCUCCUACCACAACGGCAACACGGACCCGCGCGGCUUCGGGCACGUUGGAUUCCUCGUCGAUGAUCUCAAGGCAGCCUGCGAUUCGCUGAUUGCGGACGGCAUUGAGUUCAAGAAAAAGCCCGAGGAAGGAACAAUGCGCAACAUUGCGUUUGCAUACGACCCAGACGGCUACUGGGUGGAGAUUAUCCAGCGCGGUGUCACGUUCAUGUAAUCCGCUGCGGUGUGAACUAUUGGUUGCUGUCUCUGCCCACACGCGUACGUGAAAUCAACGUGACGCUACACCUCCACGUGAAUCUUACACUGAACACUUUCCUUGCCCAAUCAAGUGCUUUCUCAACCCCUCCCCUCCUUAUCCUUUCUCUCUCUUCCCCCAUUCUUCCCCUUUCCUUUUGCCUCUUGCUUGUUGUGGCUGCUCGCUUGAUGGGUAUGAGGGCAAUUACAAUUCACGGUAUUGUUCGGACAACAACAGCAAGUUAGCAGCCC